Molecule: messenger RNA, 3777 nt
Organism: Acanthosepion pharaonis
Lineage: Eukaryota; Metazoa; Mollusca; Cephalopoda; Sepiida; Sepiidae
Source: the annotation of a GenBank genome assembly
AUGACAACGAGGCGGGAACUAUUCUGUCUGUCUGUCUGUCCCUCAGUCUUGCUCUAUCUCUUUCUUUCUUUUUUGUGUUUGUUUGUUUCUUUCUUUGAUUUUCUGUCAUUGCACCUAUCACUUUUUGUACUGUUAUUCUUUUACUUUUUCUUUCUUUCUUUCUUUCUUCCUUUCUUUCUUUCUUUCUUUCUUUCUUUCUUUCUUUCUUUGUUUACGUUUUCUUUCUUUCUUUAUCUCAUAUUCUGUUUCUUUUUCUUUCUUUCUUUCGUUCUUUCUUUCGUUCUUUCUUUCUUUCGUUUUCUGUCAUUGCACCUAUCACUAUUUGUACUGUUAUUCUUUUACUUUUUCUUUCUUUCUUUCUUUCUUCUUUCUUUCUUUCUUUCUUUACGUUUUCUUUCUUUCUUUAUCUUAUAUUCUGUUUCUUUUUUCUUUCUUUCUUUCUUUCUUUCUUUCUUUCUUUCUUUCUUUCUUUUUUCUUUCUUUCUUUCUUUCUUUCUUUCUUUCUUUCUUUCUUUCUUUCUUUCUUUCUUUCUUUCUUUCUUUCUUUCGUUUUCUGUCAUUGCACCAAUCACUUUUUGUACUGUUAUUCUUUUAGUUUUUUCUUUCUUUCUUUCUUUCUUUCUUUCAUUCUUUCUUUCUUUCAUUCUUUCUUUCUUUCUUUUUUUCUUUCUUUUAAACUCUUUCUUUCUGUCUUCGUUUCUUCCUGUGUCUUUCUUUUUUUUUUUUUUUUUCGUUAUUCUGUCUUUCUCUGUUUACGUUUCUUUCUUUCUUUCUUUCUUUCUUUCUUUCUUUCUUUCUUAUUGUUUACUCUUUCCUGUUUUUUUCCUUCUUAAGCGUUUAUUCUUGGUGGUUUAUUCCUAUCUUUUUCUAACUUUCUGUUUCUUUUUCUUUCUGUCCUUCUUUCUUUCUACAUUGCCCUCUUGGCUUUUUUACGUCCUUCUUUCUUUCUUCUCUACUUUCUUAUUGCUAUCACUCGACGCCAGUAUAUUCUUUCUUUCUUUCUUUCUUUCUUUCUUUCUUUCAACUCGAGUCACUGACCUCAUUUUACUCGAUGGAAAUCGUUACGCCACAUUCUCCUACCAGAGGAUUUUUGCCACCAAAACCGUUAAUACUGAAGAUUCUCCCCAGUUCAAUCUCUCUUUGUAUGUCUCUAUCGAUAUCUGUUCAUAUCUUUGUCUCUAUCUGUAUAUUCAUAUAUCUAUUUCCAUCUAUCUAUCUAUCUAUUCAUCUAUAUUUAUAUCUUCAUAUCUCUCUUUGUAUGUCUCUAUCGAUAUCUGUUCUAAUCUUAUAUGCUCAUAUAUUUAUUUCUAUCUAUCUAUCUAUCUAUCUAUCUGUCUAUCUCUUCAUAAAUUUGUAUGUCUCUAUCGAUAUCUUUAUAAUUGUCUCUAUCUGUAUUUGCUCAUAUAUAUUAUUUCCAUCUAUCUAUCUAUCUAUCUAUCUGUCUAUCUGUCUAUCUCUUUUGUAUAUCUAUCUUUUUAUGUUCUCAAUCAUACCUUUGUCUCUAUCUGUAUUCAUUUCUAUCUAUCUAUUCAUCUAUCUAUCUAUCUGUCUAUCUCUUCAUAUCUCUCUUUGUAUGUCUCUAUAGAUAUCUGUUCAUAUUUGUCUCUAUCUCUCUAUGCUCAUAUAUUUAUUUUAUCAUCUAUCUCUAUCUAUCUAUCUGUCUAUCUCUUCAUAUCUCUCUAUCUCUAUCGAUAUCUGUUCAUAUCUUUGUCUCUAUCUGUAUAUGCUCAUAUAUUUAUUUCCAUCUAUCUAUCUAUCUAUCUAUCUAUCUAUCUAUCUAUCUAUCUAUCUAUCUAUAUCUGUUCAUACCUUUGUCUCUAUCUGUAUAUGCUCAUAUAUUUAUUUCUAUCUAUCUAUCUAUCUAUCUAUCUAUCUAUCUAUCUAUCUAUCUAUCUGUCUAUCUCUUCAUAUCUCUCUUUGUAUGUCUCUAUCGAUAUCUGUUCAUAUCUUUGUCUCUAUCUGUAUAUGCUCAUAUAUUUAUUUCCAUCUAUCUAUCUAUCUAUCUAUCUAUCUAUCUAUCUAUCUAUCUAUCUCUUCAUAUCUCUCUUUGUAUGUCUCUAUCGAUAUCUGUUCAUAUCUUUGUCUCUAUCUGUAUAUGCUCAUAUAUUUAUUUCCAUCUAUCUAUCUAUCUAUCUAUCUGUCUAUCUCUUCAUAUCUCUCUUUGUAUGUCUCUAUCGAUAUCUGUUCAUAUCAAAACUAUCUGUAUAUGCUCAUAUAUUUAUUUCCAUCUAUCUAUCUAUCUAUCUAUCUAUCUAUCUAUCUAUCUAUCUAUCUAUCUAUAUCUGUUCAUAUCUUUGUCUCUAUCUGUAUAUGCUCAUAUAUUUAUUUCCAUCUAUCUAUCUAUCUAUCUAUCUAUCUAUCUGUCUAUCUCUUCAUAUCUCUCUUUGUAUAUAUCUGUUCAUAUCUUUGUCUCUAUCUGUAUAUGCUCAUAUAUUUAUUUCUAUCUAUCUAUCUAUCUAUCUAUCUAUCUAUCUGUCUAUCUCUUCAUAUCUCUUUGUAUGUCUCUAUCGAUAUCUCUAUAUCUUUGUCUCUAUCUGUAUAUGCUCAUAUAUUUAUUUCCAUCUAUCUAUCUAUCUAUCUAUCUAUCUAUCUAUCUCUCUGUCUAUCUCUUCAUAUCUCUCUUUGUAUGUCUCUAUCGAUAUCUGUUCAUAUCUUUGUCUCUAUCUGUAUAUGCUCAUAUAUUUAUUUCCAUCAUCUAUCUAUCUAUCUAUCUAUCUAUCUAUCUAUCUGUCUAUCUCUUCAUAUCUCUCUUUGUAUGUCUCUAUAGAUAUCUGUUCAUAUCUUUGUCUCUAUCUGUAUAUGCUCAUAUAUUUAUUUCUAUCUAUCUAUCUAUCUAUCUAUCUAUCUAUCUAUCUGUCUAUCUCUUCAUAUCUCUCUUUGUAUGUCUCUAUCGAUAUCUGUUCAUAUCUUUGUCUCUAUCUGUAUAUGCUCAUAUAUUUAUUUCCAUCUACCUAUCUAUCUAUCUAUCUAUUAUCUAUCUAUCUAAUCUAUCUGUCUAUCUCUUCAUAUCUCUCUUUGUAUGUCUCUAUUUAUCUGUUCAUAUCUUUGUCUCUAUCUGUAUAUGCUCAUAAAUUUAUUUCCAAAAUCUAUCUAUCUGUCUAUCUCUUCAUAUCUAUCUUUAUAUCUGUUCAUGUCUCUAUCUGUAUAUGCUCAUAUAUUUCUAUAUCUAAUCUUCUUCUCUUCACUAUAUCUAUUUGUAUGUCUCUAUAUAUGUAUAUAUCUAUCAUAUUUCUAUCUAUCUAUCUAUCUAUCUAUAUAUAUCUCUCUUUGAUAUCUAUUCUGUUCAUCUUUGUCUCUAUCUGUAUAUGCUCAUAUAUUUAUUUCCAUCUAUCUAUCUAUCUAUCUAUCUAUCUAUCUAUCUUCUCUGUCUAUCUCUUCAUAUCUCUCGUUGUAUGUCUCUAUCGAUAUCUGUUCAUAUCUUUGUCUCUAUCUGUAUAUGCUCAUAUAUUUAUUUCCAUCUAUCUAUCUAUCUAUCUAUCUAUCUAUCUGUCUAUCUCUUCAUAUCUCUCUUUGUAUGUCUCUAUCGAUAUCUGUUCAUAUCUUUGUUUUAUCUGUAUAUACUCAUAUAUUUAUUUCCAUCUAUCUAUCUAUCAUCUAUCUGUCUAUCUCUUCAUAUCUCUCUUUGUAUGUAUCGAUAUAUAUAUUUGUCUCUAUCUGUAUAUAAUACCAUCUAUCUAUCUAUCUAUCUAUCUAUCUAUCUAUUUUCUCUGUCUAUCUCUUCAUAUCUCUCGUUGUAUGUCUCUAUCGAUAUCUGUUCAUAUCUUUGUCUCUAUCUGA